Molecule: messenger RNA, 3408 nt
Organism: Eimeria mitis
Lineage: Eukaryota; Apicomplexa; Conoidasida; Eucoccidiorida; Eimeriidae
Product: tubulin-tyrosine ligase family protein, putative
Exons: 6
Coding region: 1-3408 (1135 amino acids)
Source: RefSeq, a predicted model, not a curated record
AUGCCUGCUGCAGGGGCCCCUGCUGGGGCCCCCCGACCAGCAGCAGCAGCAGCAGCUGCUGCUGCUGCUGCUGCUGGUGGGGUUGGUGCUGGUGCUGGUGGUGCAGCAGCAGCAGCAACUGCUGCAGCAGGAAGGGCCUCUCUAUGGGGGCCCCCACCCCAUAGAAAAGAGCGGCUGCAGCAGGGCCCCGUUGCCCGCAGCAGCAGCAGCAGCAGGCUGGGGAUCGACGAUCCCAGACCCCACACAUUCAGUGUUGUUAGCGGCCGAGGCAUUGCAGAGAGGCCCGCGAGCUCUUCGCUGCUGCUUACUCCUUCAACCCGCAGCAGCAGCAGCAGCAGCAGCAGCAGCAGCAGCAGCAGCAGCAGCAGUAGCAGUUUUGGUGAGUCUCGUUCUGCUUCUAUGGCUGCUGUAGCUGCUGCUGCUGCUGCUGCAGCUGCUGCAGCAGACGGAGCAGCAGCAGCAGCAGCAGCAGCAGAUGAGGAUCCGAGGUUUCCCUUUGGCAGCAGCAAAGCAAUAGAAGAGCUGCUGCAGCAAGUAACCAGAAAGACAGCAGCACUCAUCAAGGGGGGCCCCCAGGGCCCCCAGGGCCCCCAGGGGCCCCAGGGGCCCCAGGGCCCCCAGGACCCCUGGGGGCCCCUAGUACCCUCAGGGGGGCCCCCCCCCCCCCCCUCUCGCCCCCCCCUAAAGCAAAGCCCCUACGGCUCCCUGGAGGGCCUCAGGCGCUACCUCAAGCGCAGCAGCAGCAGCAGCAGCAGCAGCAGCAGCAGCAGCAGGUGGCAGCAGCAGUACCCGAAAGCUGCUGGAAUGCCUUAUCAUCCUUCUCUUACACAGCCAGGGGGCAUGGGGGCCCUCUCUAGUACCCCUAGCGAGGGGCCCCCUGAGGGGGGCCCCCCAGGGGGCCCCCAGGGGGCCCCCCAGGGGCCCCCCCAGGGGCCCCCGCGGCCGCUGCUCGAUAGAGCCAACAGCGCACAGUUCGUUCAACGCCAGCAGCAGCAACAACUGCUGCAGCAGCAACUGCAGCAACUGCAGCAGCAGCAGCAGCAGCAGCAGCAGCAGCAGCAGCAGCAGCAGCAGGGGCCCCUGCUGAAGUCCUUCUCUGCAGCAGCACAAUACGGGCGGCCGCAGCAGCAGCGACAAAACACAAAAAUAAAAAAAGCAAACUGCCCCCAACACCCGCUGCAGCGGCAGCGCGAAGAGCAGCAGCAGCAGCAGCAGCAGCAGCAACAGCAGCCGCAGCAGCCGCAGCAGCCGCAGCAGCAGCAGCAGCAGCAGCAGCAGCAGCAGCAAGCAGCAGUUCCACUCAUACCCAUGGCGCCCUCGAGACAAACCAGCGGAAAUAUGUUACACCCAUGGGACGUCAACGCGCAGCAGCAGCGGCAGCUGCAGCAGCAGCAGCAACUGCAGCAGCAGCAGCAACAAGUGACAGACGAGACGGAGCCAAUCGACUCCUUCGCAAAGACAGGGGCAGAGGGCCCAGCAUCCUCAAAACUGCAGCAGCAGCAGCAGCAGCAGCAACAGCAGCAGCAAGAACAGGAGCAGCAGCAAGAGCAGCAGCUGCAGCAGCAGCAGCAGCAGCAGCAGCAGCAGGAGGUUUCUCUUAUUUCUGAAUUGUCAUCCAGCGGUGGGCACAGCGACUUGGAUCAACUGCUAUGCAGCAGCAGCAGCAGCAGCAGCAGCAGCAGCAGCAGCGACAGCAGCAACAGCAACUCUGCGUCUGCCUCUCCCAGCGCAAGGGGUGAGACAAGCCCUGCUGCUUCUGCUGCUGCAGCAGCAGCAGCAGCAGCAGCAGCAAAUGAACUAGAGGCUCUGCUGCAGCAGCAGCAACAACAACAGCAGCAACAGCAGCAGAAUUGCUGCACUGAAGAUACAGCAGCAGCAAACACCGCAGCAGCUGCUGACCCUACAGCUGCUGCAGCAGCAGACGGGGCCCCCAGCGAGGCGAGGGGGGCCCCUGGGGGCCCCCUGCUGGGGGCCCCCUUGAUGGGGGCCCCCCUGGUGGGGGGGCCCCCACACGAGAAUAGCUGCGACGGGUUUCUGCGUUCGUUUGAGGAGGAGGAGCAGCAGGAGGACUGGUGCUGCUGCAGCAGCAGCAGCAGCAACUGCAGCAACAGCAGCAACAGGAGCUGCAAGAGCUGCAGCAGCAACAGCAGCAGCAGCAGCAGCAAAGACAGACAGUCGAUGCAUGACGUUCGGCUGCAGCUCUCUUGUAUUCAUCAGGAGGUCCUUUCUAUGUGGCAGCACACAUGCGCGCAGCAGCAGCUGCAGCAGGAGCAGCAGCAGCAGCAGCAGCAACAGCAGCAGCAGCAAAUGAUGAUGCAGAGACGCGCGUCCCGCAGCAUGCAGACAAGGGCACUGCAGCAGCAGCAGCAGCAGCAGCAGCAACACCUGCUGCUGCGUGCUGCAGACAACAGAAAGCUGAAGGGGUACCCUUCAGGGGGCCCCCUAACCCUAACAGCAGCAACAGCAGCAGCAGCAGCAGCAGCAGGAACAACACCAGCAGCAGCAGCAGCAGCAGCAGCAGCAGCAGGCUGGAGCCCCUCCUCUCUGCUGCUGCCAGCCACACAGGAGUUGGGUUUCCUCUCUAGAGCAGCAGCUGAGGAGCUCGAAGACAUCAAGCAGCAGCAGCAGCAGCAGCAGCAGCAGCAGCAGCAGCAGCAGCAGCAGCAGCAGCAGAGCUCGUUCCUGCUGCCCUAUGGUCAGGGCCAUACAGCUGAGAGAGCGAGACGAAGACUCCACAAAAAAACAGAGGGAUCCAAAGACAAACAGCAGCAGCAGCAGCAGCAGCAGCAGCAGCAACUGCAGCAGCAGCAGCAGCAGCAGCAGCAGCGGUGUCUUGCUGAUGCAGCAGCAGCACUUUGUUCCCCUGAGAUGCAGCAAAAGCCUCAGCUGGGGCUGCAUGCAGCGACGCAGCAGCUGCAGCAGCUGCAGCAGCAGCUGCAGCACGUCCGCAGCCAGCAAAGCAUCAUUGAAGACAGCAGCAGCAGCAGCAGCAGCAGCAGCGGGGGCCCCCCACCCCUUCAGGGGGCCCCCCCCCUCCCCUCCUCUCCCCAGCAGGGGGGGGCCCCCCAGGGGCCCCCACCUUCCUCGCCCCCGUAUAUGAGUUGUUUUGUAGAGACAGGUGGAAGCAGCCUAUGCAGCAAUAAGCUGCUGCUGCAGUCUCCUCUCCGUGACGACAGCAAAGCCAAGCCUGAGCAGUACCCAUCAGGGGGGCCCCCUGGGGGCCCUCGUGGGGGCCCCCAUCAGGGCCCCCUCUGCGCUGCGGAGAGACAGCUACAGCAGCAAGGAAAUCUGAUUGACUCGCUUGUAUCCCUGACGCAGCAGCAGCAGCAGCAGCAGCAGCAGCAACAGCAACAGCAGCAGCAGCAGCAGCAGCAACAGCAGCACAGCAACGCCAAGAUACAGCUGUGA